AUGGAGCUGUUCAUGAGUGAUAGACCGCUAUCGAUAUUUGGAACUACGCAAGCUGCCUGGAACAUGCCUCAGUCGCAAACGACAAGUUCGCCUCUGAAGAGACCGCCGAUCGGAUCGCCAUUGUCGACUACGCUAUACACGCAACCAACGGUAGCGAGACCUCCACUGUUGUUUAGCAAAAAUUCGUCAUCGUCAUCUUUAGGUGGCUUAGAGCAGAAUAUCCCACCGAAGAACAUACCACCAUUCCAGGCUUUCCUGCUGACGACGCCACCACUCAAGCAUGACCCCGAUAAACCACUUCCGCCAACUCCUUCACAGAUACCAGCGGCGGUUGAUGACUACGAUACAAGCUUCAGAAGAAGAUCGAGCAGUGUAUACAGCCGCACACCGAGCUAUUGGGCUGUCGAGUCUAUUGAAUCCUGGCAGACGAACGAUCUAGAAGAGAUUUCGAGGACUGUAUUACCACCAAUCGCUUAUAGUGUUAGCGUGCCCGACUUCAAAAGCCAGGAUGCAGCCCCGGCAUUUCUACAGCCUCGCAAAUUCUCGCCAUUACUUACUAGCCCUCGGAUGAGCAUCCAGACCAUUAGCAGCUCUAACCUAAGCUCUGGGGCCACAACAAUAACAACACCACCAACACCAACAAUGCUUUCAUCGACAGAGGCGCCCCGUCAGAAGCCUGCCAUGAUUUCUCUCCACGAGGCGAAAGAGACGUUACAUGCUCCUGGUGCUAAGAUCUUAUUGCCCGAGGAGUUGCGCGCUCAGGCAGGCAGAAAGAAUACAAGAGAGUCGCAAGGACAUGUGCGAUUAUCUAGCUCAGAUAUAUUUCGCAUGCAUGCUCCACCUGAAGCUCCUGUUGUCGCCACUUUGGUCGAUAGACAAGGCAGAGUGCGCAGCAUUACCACACCACCUGCUACUAUAUCGCAAUUCCUGGACGAUGUUUCUCCACCUUUAGACAAUCGGCUUCCUUCGGUGAAUGCAUUUCCCGUCGGAAGUGGGCCAGCACGAGAAAUGGUACCACCGACGCCCACGGUUGCGGAGCACUUUUUUCAGCAACAAAUGAAUGGCAUCGAUAGUGACGAGCGGGGAAGAGUGCGAGAAAGAGGUAGAGCUAGCCUCGAUGUAUCGAAAUACAAGUUCCCGGCUUCUCCUGAGACUUAUGUGCACGAUCCAUAUCGCUUUCAGAUGGGUGACAAGCCGACCAACACAGCUGAGGAGUACCACACGUUGCUGGCUCAGACUUACCAGAAACCAUCCCCUGCUACCUCCGAAUAUGAUUCAGAUGAUAGCAUUCGAAGACAUAUGAAGAUGAUACCCCAGCCGUUGUUUUCAGGCAAGCAGCCGCCCGCUCGCAAGUCCGGUGCUCUUCAAGGAUCUGAUAGCUCGCGAUACGGAAGGAGUAGUCAGAGCUCGAUGUCAAGUCGAGGCUCCAAUAGCUUCAAUUUGCGCCUGUCAAUGUCACCGACAGGGUCACGGCGCACCAGUGGCGGCAGUGGAAGCGGCUUUGGAGACAUUCCAAUCUCACCACCCAGACAAGAUGUUCACAAGCCACAGAGCAUAUCUGUAGGAAGUAAAGGAGCCGCUCGCCCAGCAGAGUCUCAUCGCUACCAUCGUGACAGUAGGUUCGAGUCAAAGUACUAUCCGCAGCCACUCCAGCGAGCAGAUCGUACUGCGUCAAUCGAGCAGAAGCAGAAGAAGAAUCAGAAGAAGAGUAAGAACAAAUCCAGACCGAGCUUCUCCGUCACUUCUCGACCGGUCGGCGCAUCCUCGCACAGACAAAAACCAUCCAAGAACAGUACGGAAUCACCAAUGACAAGCCCGACGCUCGGAACAGGUUAUGCGGCCGUAUUGAACCCACCAGGAGCUCCACUACUGACCAAGUCCGUGAUCGAAAUGAAACUCAAAACACCAUUAUCGAGUCCACAGUCUUCACCACUCGGUAGCAAUCCUUCGACGCCUGAACCGCAAUCAUCUACAUCUGGACAUGGCAACGUUCCAUUGGACGAAUCCCCCGUACUCGGAAAUAAAAAGCAUUUUCUUCAACGAGUGGCAAUGAAGAGUAUGAGAAGGGCAAAUCAUAAAGAUGACAAUCAUGAUGAUGAUCACAAUAAUGACAAUAAUGGAGAAGUUAGAGGAGAAGGAAGACGACAAAGCAGAAACCAAUUUCCAACAACAACAGACUCCCCUCAUUUAAAUCGAGACAUCAGUCCUUUCUCAAAACCAACAACACCACCCCCUCACCCCUCACCCCACUCUCCCCAUCUCUACCCCCGCAACAGCAUCAGCAUCACCAGCAGCAGUCCUUCCACAACAACAACAAAAACAUCAACAAAACCCUCGAUGAAAAAACUAGAAUUACCCCCGCAUCUAGGCUGGUCAAAUGACAAAAAGUUCGAAUUCGAUUCAGCCACUACACCGCCUCCAAGUACGCCCGUUUCCGCGAGAUCGAGAAUCAAUUUGUUGAUGACGCCGUCGAGGUCGUCGCCGGGAGAUCACCACGAACAAGAGUGGGAGCGGGGCUUUGCUGCUCGUCAUGGGCGAGAAGGGGAAGAAGAGGAAGAAGAGGAGGAGAGUAGUCCGACGACGACUACUGAUAGUUGGAGAAGAAAGGGGAGUUUAUUUGGAAAUGUGCGUGAUAGAUUCGUGGAGAGCAAGGCUCAGAGGAGGCGAGAGGAUUUGAAAAAGAUGAUUCGGGUUGUGCCGAAUCAAGGGCCAGUAGCAGAGAGUAAUGGAGAUGGAAAAGUCGACCGCAAAGCCAGCGUUACAGCACCAGAGGGUAGGAGGAUGAGCAUAUUUUCAAGAAGGUUGAGUGAGUUCAAUUGGGUUUGA
Messenger RNA from Sphaerulina musiva SO2202, 2826 nucleotides. RefSeq lists its product as uncharacterized. The transcript has a single exon. NCBI's taxonomy places the organism in Eukaryota, Fungi, Ascomycota, Dothideomycetes, Mycosphaerellales, Mycosphaerellaceae. The record is from RefSeq and is a predicted model, not a curated record. Bases 1 to 2826 code for a protein of 941 amino acids.